Molecule: messenger RNA, 1249 nt
Organism: Merops nubicus (carmine bee-eater)
Lineage: Eukaryota; Metazoa; Chordata; Aves; Coraciiformes; Meropidae
Gene: FEZ2
Product: fasciculation and elongation protein zeta 2 (zygin II)
Exons: 8
Cellular component (GO): axon; cytoplasm
Source: RefSeq, a predicted model, not a curated record
GAUUUGGAAUGCUUUGACUGAUAAUUAUGGGAACGUAAUGCCAGUUGACUGGAAAUCUUCCCACACCAGAGCUUUGCACUUGCCAACACUGAAUCUUUCAGAAAAGGGGGUAAAUGAUAACCUGAACCUUGACCUGUCAGAUGACGAAGAGCUAAGAGAGCAGCUGGAUAUGCAUUCUAUCAUUGUUUCCUGCAUCAAUGAUGAACCACUCUUCACAGCAGAGCAGGUGAUUGAAGAAAUAGAGGAAAUGAUGCAGGAAUCACCUGAUCCAGAAGAUGAUGAAACGCCCACCCAGUCAGAUCGGCUCUCCAUGCUUUCCCAGGAAAUUCAAACACUCAAGAGAUCUAGUACAAACAACAGCUAUGAAGAGAGAGUAAAAAGAUUGUCUGUUGCUGAGUUAAAUGAACUGCUAGAAGAAAUUGAGACUGCUAUCAAGGAUUAUUCUGAGGAACUGGUACAGCAGCUGGCUUUACGAGAUGAGUUGGAGUUUGAGAAGGAGGUGAAAAACAGCUUCAUUUCUGUCCUCAUCGAAGUACAAAACAAACAGAGAGAACACAAAGAAUCAGCAAAGAAGAAAAAGAAGCUGAAAAAUGGUAGUCCUCAGAAUGGCAAACAAGAAAGAGCUCAUAUGCCUGGAACACGCUUCAGCAUGGAAGGGAUUUCAAAUGUCAUACAGAAUGGCCUCCGCCACACCUUUGGAAACGCGGGUGGAGAGAAACAGUACUUAACAACCGUCAUUCCUUAUGAGAAGAAAAAUGGACCCCCAUCUGUUGAAGAUCUUCAAACGUUAACUAAAAUUCUGCAUGCCAUGAAAGAGGAUAGCGAGAAAGUGCCAAGCUUGUUAACGGACUAUAUUUUAAAGGUGCUGUGUCCUACAUGAAGAGGGCUGCCUUUCAGAAUUAGCCAACCUCCUUCUUGUGAUGAGAAGCUUUCUGUGUAUAUAACUCAUAGUAUUUUUUCAUUUGGCACUAUACCCAAACCAGUAUGCAUUUACCUUCUCUGUGUGUAUGUGGAUUUUCUAAUUCUGCAGUAAGUCCUUCUGGGCAUGACAACUCAUCCGUUUUAACUUAAUAGUGCAAUGAACUGGAGCAGGGAACAAACAUUGUACAGUUUUACUCAUGUUGUUCUGGCUUUUUAAAGUCUAUUUUUACAUUGUAUAGCAUGUAGUAAAUCCUCCUGCACAUUUUGUUGUUGGAAGGAAAAGUAAACUUUGAAUAGUGUAAAUAAAAUAAGCCUAGUUUUAAGGAAU